Adineta ricciae is the source of this 594-nucleotide messenger RNA. Lineage: Eukaryota; Metazoa; Rotifera; Eurotatoria; Adinetida; Adinetidae. The record is from the annotation of a GenBank genome assembly.
AUGAGUUCGUCAUCGAGUUCGACAAAUUAUGAGAUUGUCGCUCCGAUAUCCAUUCUAUUUGCAUUCGUCGCUAUUGUCAUUGCUUUUUUCAUCUUAGUACUAGUUGCUUCAACCAAACAAUUACGCACUGCAUGUCAUCUACUAACCUGUAACACAUGUUUAUCGUCAAUCCUAUAUUGUAUUGUUCAAUGUAAUAAUUAUAUUUAUCUUUUGUUCAUUAAAUCAAACACAAGUGAUGAUUCGUGUCGAUGGCGAGGUUAUUUCGGAUAUAUAUCCAUCGUUGCCGUGGUUUAUUCAUAUCUUUUACAGGCCAUAUCACGAUUAUUGUUUACUGUUUUGGCAAUGAAAUAUCGAUGGAUGACUUCAUUUAAAAUACAUUUUUGUCUGAUUAUUAUCGGCUGGUUUAUUGUGUUUCUUAUUCCAUUACCAGCACUUUUAACCGACGACAUCAAAUUUCGUUCGGGCUUUUUGUGCUGGGUGCCGCGACAGCAUCUUUUACACGCAAUAUAUACAAUUCUGCUGUAUUAUUUGAUACCGAUCGUUCUGAUUAUUGCNAUGAAACUAAAAUACGUUUAUCAUGUCUACUUGAAUUAA